Messenger RNA from Sebastes umbrosus (honeycomb rockfish), 7852 nucleotides. Its product is annotated as transmembrane protein 47-like. The record is from RefSeq and is a predicted model, not a curated record. Gene Ontology annotation, cellular component: cell-cell junction; membrane. Gene Ontology annotation, biological process: cell-cell adhesion. Lineage: Eukaryota; Metazoa; Chordata; Actinopteri; Perciformes; Sebastidae. The transcript has 3 exons. The coding region runs from base 228 to 776 and encodes 182 amino acids.
UUGACGUCAGCGCAGUAAACGGUGGAGAUCUCCGGUGCGCGGAGGCAGCGGUGCCCACAAGGCGCAGCGUCCGUCCACCGCGCAACGCAGGCGGCUGCGGCGGCACCACCACAGGAGCACCACCAGCACCACCAGAAGCAACAACAACACUCUCAGCUCAGACUUUAUAUCCACAAGGAAGGAAUACAUCCACAGACACACAUCAUCCUCCCCGGGUUGUUUUCGCCAUGUCCUCCGCUGUCACGGAGACGGAGGAGUCUGCGCGCAGCUCGCCGCUGACGCCGCUGAAGCUGGUCGGGCUGGUGUGCGUCUUCCUGGCGCUCUGUCUGGACGUGGGAGCCGUGAUGAGCCCGGCGUGGGUGACCGCCGACGACCAGUACCACCUGUCCCUGUGGGAGUCCUGCUGGAAGCCAGCGAGCACAGAGAAGUGGGACUGCAGCAGCACGCUGGGUUCAGACUGGCAGGUUGCUACGCUGGCCCUGUUGCUAGGGGGCGGCGCCCUGGUGCUGAUGUCAUUCCUGGUCGCUCUGGUCGCCGUGUGCAUCGGCACGAGACGGCGGUUCUACGCGCCCGUCGCCUUCAUGCUCUUCGCCGCAGUUGUCCUCCAGGCCUGCAGCUUGGUCCUCUACCCCAUCAAGUUCAUCGAGAGCAUCAACCUGAGGAUCUACCACGAGUUCAACUGGGGGUACGGCCUGGCAUGGGGGGGAACCAUCUUCUCCUUCGGCGGGGGAAUCCUCUACUGCCUCAACCCCAAGAACUACGAGGAGUAUUACUAGCUCCCAUUCGAACCCAGAACCCUACACGCUUGGGGAGGUAUUCACGGGGCGAGCAGGUUUUUUUUUUUUCCUUUAAUGGCUUCCCAAGAACUGUAAGGAAUACUAUAUUUGAGUCAAUAACUGUAUCGCCAAAAGCUUCCCCGCCCUGGGGGAAUUGCCGGCGGUCGCUGUGGGAUUUCUUUUCUUGCAUCAGUCCACAGAAGUGUGAGCGCUGAGGCUGCGUAUUUGAACUUACAGCCCUAACGUCACCAAGUCCUGGGGAGGGGCCGGGGGGGUGGGAAGGAAGUUUAUUCCUAAGACUUGUGACACACCUUGGAGAACCCUGAAGUAACAAAGCAUGGCGGUUUAUGGUGACGAUCCCACCUCCGUUCCCUGUGAAAUAAACCCAACUUAUUGACUCUGUUACUGAGGAAACAGGAUGUCAGACUGGGAGGCUUCUACCGCACGUUUAUGCACGCAUGCACAUCCAAAGGCACGUGUAUCUUCACCUGUCAACAUCAAAACCCUCGGGCUGGGCUUCAGAAAUCUACCCCCCCACCCACACCCCUCCAGACUCCUGCUCCAUCAGUGCAUCAAUAUCAGUGCUUAGUUAGGAGUUGUGGCAUUUUGUGUUUUCCGAGUCCUCUGGAGCUGUUAAACUUUCACAAGGACGUGGAAGAGGAUCAGACGUUCCGGUUCCGCUUCAUAACUUUUCAUAAGACGGAUAGAUUCCUCAUGGGGAGGGAUGGGGAGGUAAGAGGGGGGUGGUGGAUAAAAUAAAGACACCCGCUCAAUAUUCUGUAAUCGACCCACUUGUCUGUUACCGCGGCAACCCGCCGGGUGUGCACACGCAGCUGUCGUGAUUGAUUAACCACGGUCAGAGGUGUGAGACGGGUCUGCGCUCAGCUGCCUCCGAGGGUCUGCAAAAUUUCGAUUCCCAAUGAGCCAAAGUGUCUCCGCAACCGUGACAUUCGGAGCAUCCUUCCUUCCUCCGGUCCGGCUCCUCUGCGUCAUGUAUUUGUCGACGGGAGUGCCAUCUAUACACACCACAGACAGACACGGCCUCUCACUGGGCAUGUUUACAUGCACAUCAGGAGUUUCAGAAAGUUACGAUCUGCAUUCUGAGUGUAAUAAUGUGAUUAUGCACAGAAACACACACAGAAAAAUAUGGCUUUAUUAGACACCCCUUGGGUCAUGUGUACACCUUUGUCUCAUUUCUUAAAGGUGCACAAGUAGCCAGCUCAGGUGGAGGUGAAAAAAAAAAAAAGUGUGGCCUUUAGUCAAGAUGGUACUGUAGCUGGAGUUUAGGGCGGUAUCCAAAAUCACUCCCUAUUUACUGCAGUUAUGAAGUCAUGGUUCUGACUUCAUUGUUAAAAAUCAUUUAUCGAGCUAACCAAUAAUGCAUUAUAAUGUGUUUCUGGAGUGAUUCAACAUCUGUCAACGUCUGACUCUAUACUAUAUAUAGCAACUACACUUUUCAAUCUGAUUCACCGUGUAGUGUUUUGUGUCAGUUCAGCAGUUUUUUUGACGCUUGCAUUAAACAACCAGCAGAUGGCACUCUUAACCUUUACCCUCCAAAAAUAGCCGACUCACUGUCGGUGACGUCCCAUUCCCUAUUUAUGGAGACCUAAUACUUUAUGAUUGAUAAUGUAGUAAAUGGAGCAUCAAGAUGCAAAACAUGAUCUUUGAUUGAUAUUCAAUUCUUGUCUUUUUAGAAGAAUAUUAGAAGUUUAAAUGAAGAUAUAAUUAUUGUUAUUUUUUAACCCCCAAAACAUGCAGAAGAGGUUUUUUUUUUUGUACUUUUUUUGAAUUUGCAUUACAUGUGUUGGUAAAAGAGAUGCUCAUGUAUUGUCAGACAUCACUUCAUAAUCUAGAAAACCAUUUCUUUCAUGAUAACAGGAUUACUUUCAAGAGCACAAUCAGACGAUCGCCAGACUCCCCGUAUGAGACAUCAAUGCCGUAUUGUGUGCAUGUAAACAUGGCCCCCUGAAGCUGACUAUUUAUAAACCGGAUCAGUCCCGAUGAGUCCAGGCCACGUUUCAUUCACACCAGACUGCUGUCUGCUUGUCUACGGUAAAUGUCAGGGAUCAGCCCUGCAAAACAAGCCUGGCACGCAUCUGUUGGCACGGGAAAAGCAAAAUGUCAAUAUCAGCCAGUGUCAAAUGUCAGUAUUAUUAUAUAUUAUUAUAAUAUGGUUGCUGGGAUUUAUAUAGACACAUAUAGACAAAAAGUAGGAUUGUAUCUUACAUUGAAGCAUUAUAGAAAAGAACAUGUGGUAAUCACUGCUUUUCCAACAGGCUGCUUUGAAUUGAAACAGUAUUUAUUUCAUUCCCACUGUGUCGCCUGCCCUCAGGCUUUGGCUCUAAUCACCAGUUGUUUGGGUGGUAGCCAUGGAUCCAGUGCAAUUUCUGGGUGUAAAUAUGGAUGGAGAGGCAAAUAUUGCAGGUGAUGAAGCAAAUUUUUGUUCAAAAACCUAUUUCUGUUUUCUCUCAGCUGAGGUGUAAAUUCACCUUCCCCUGUGUGCCGAAUUACUUUCCUGACCCUGUGACCUCCAUUCCUUCAUCCUUCAAAAACCCAUUCGGUAAAUUUCAAAAGUGCGCGGAGGAAGUCAAAUGUAAAAUAAGAAUUCUCCAGAUGACAUUUCGGAGCGUCUUCUCUGUGCUUUCCAUUGUCACAUAUUUACCGUGGAGCUGUCAAGCAACCAUCACCCAAAAAUAGGAUCCAGGCUGCCUCCCUCGCCACCUUAACGAAUGUAGAGCUCUGCAGCUGACAGAAGUCCAUUUAUUUUAUAGAAAGUGACACGAUGAUGUUUACCACACACAAAAUCAUUCCCUCUGUUGUUGGUGACUUCUGCCCGUCACUACAACUUCUAAAAUCAGCUCAUUAACGACUGAGAUCUGAUGCGACUGGAAGAAGAUUUCGGUAACACAUUAGAUUACAGCCUGCAAGUUACAGUAUAAUGAUUUAAUAUAUAUAUCGGGUAUUAAUACAAUACUAACUGGGUACCUAUAACACCAUACAUAUGUACAAGAGAACACAAGUGGUUAGGGAAUUAGGGGCUAACAACUUUGUGUUUAAGUGGGACUUAAAUUACAUACUAUACUAUAAAUUACAUUGUAAAUAUUUUUUUUAUUUACUGAGUACCAAUUUAAAGGGACUUUAUGUAAGAAUCAGAAAUUGCUUGUUAACAGUGACACCUGUGGCCGUUAAGUCAACGACAGUCAGGCUACUUACUGAAGAAAUCAAUAUUUUGACAAAAAAAAACGGUUCUCCAGAGUCCGACAUCUGAACUGUACCCAUAGCAAUGGUCUGUUAUACAUAGCAACGGUCUGUUCUAGACUUCCGUAAUAAGUGUAAAGUAACUUAUUGUUAUGUUUACCAGUAAGCUGUUAUAACAUUGCCGUUAAUAAAAAUUCUUAUUUUCUCACUAGUGUAGAAAGACUCACCAAUCGCGAGGUGUAGCCUAAAGCCAAAGCACUGCAGUAUUGUCCACUCAUUCAGGCUCACAGUUUUGGUUAUGUUAGCCCUGUUUAUCGGUGGUGACGCACACUUGACGAGCUUCUUUUAAGUUCCAUGACAUGAGAGCAUCCUUUAUCUCGCCCGUGUGAUCAUCCGAGGAGAAGCUUGUUUGAAGGCAAUUACUCUUCAACUCCCAGUUGUGGAUGUAAUGUACAGUGAUACUCAGGUGUGGCUCACACGUUCUGCUGGACCACAGAUCGGUAGUUGUGGAGAAGUGGGUCACCAUUGUUAGCUGGUUGGCCAACGUUUCUCUCAUUGAAUACAUGUGUAUAACUCCGGUAGAGCUUUCUUUCAGGCAGUUCAUAUUUUGGAUCAAGUGUCUUAAUGAGUCUUUUGAAUCGGGGCUUUUCAACUACACUAACCGGAUGUAGUUGUUUACAGCGACUGUGAUUUCUUUCCAUUUUACACUUUAUUUGUCAUAUGGGAUUGCUUUGGAAAGCAAGGAAGCCAGAGUCAUUUGCCUCUGGGCUGGUUCUGGUCGCUCUGGUCGUGUUCUCGCUACCGUACUCGCUUUGCUUGCUUCAGUUCUUUCGCUUUCUCCGGGCUCCUUCUCUCUUCGCUGCGGCGUUAGUGUGAACACGGGGAAAAAAAGGUGCAGAAAGUGCUACGUGUAUGACUACUUAUUGUUAUUAAAGGGACAGUGUGUAGGGUUUAGUGGCAUCUAGUGGUGUGGUUGCAGAUUGCAACCAACUGAGUGCCCCGAAAGAAAGUGAGUAUUUCGCAAAAUGUCCAACUAUUCUUUUAAUAUGGUAUAAAUGAUUGUUGCUAGGGAACAAAAAAUUACCCCAUAAGACGAGUGGCUACCUACGUACAAAAGUGUAUGUUUUUAAAAUGAUUAACUAACAGUAAUGUAGUUUUGGGAUCCAAUGUGGGAUUUAGCUGACAAAUAAAAGUGAUUUUAGAGAAGAACCUAGACUCUAGGUAACCCCUAAACACACACAUUUCAUUAUAUUCAUAUUGUCAUUGGUACCCUGCAUGUGCAAAAAUAUUUACACUGUAAUUUAUAGGCUGUAAUGUAAAGUGUUGCGAAAGAAUAAACUUGUGGGCAGGAUGUGGUGGAGACUAAAGCCACUUAAUCUCACUUUACAAGCCUUUUCAGGCUGACAUAAACCUCAUGCUGUAAAUUCACAGUGUAUAUUCUAGUAAGUAGUAUUGAACCGAUGGAUGUUAUAUGAAAGUAGGGUCUUCUGACGGGGGAAAAAACCUGAAGUUCAAUGCUUUUAUGUGGAUUCUUUAACCCAUCUUUUUAUUUGGCACUGAGUGAAAACAGAAACAGCGCUCACUGUAACAGCCAUUAUUCCAUUAGUCAUACCAGUUAUGUGGGUCAGCGGGUGCUUUUCAGCAUGUGACCCUGCUCUUCAGUAAUUCAUCAGUUUGAAAGAUGUCACAGCUUCACCGUGUUCAGUGGCGGGGCUCCGGUCAAUCAGUGUUAGCUUUGUUGGGUCACCAGAUUUUCUGCCAGGUCAUGGACGGAGCACUUUGUCACCUGACUCGGUUGUGUAGUGCUACUCCAUGUGGGCAGAGUGAAGUCCUGACACAGUGACAAAGUGCUGUAAGAGAGAUCAUCACCACCAGUAUGAUAUUUGAUAUGGCCGCUACUGUAUUUAAUACUGAAUGAUCACAGCUUAGUGAGGGUGUUUUUGCUACCUAGAAACGUCUCUGUGCUUUGGUGGUCUAGAGGAGCCUUAGGCACUAACACUGUAGCAGACCUGGGUUAAAAUAUACAGGAAUCGUUUCCAAUAUACCAAUAUAAUGUGUGUAGGACGGUGGUCGACGUAAAAAUGCAAAUGGCCCUAUCUAGAGCCAGUGUUUGGUUUGUCAGUUCUGGGCUACUGUAGAAACAUGGCGGCCGUCUCCAUGUGUAGAUAUAAACGGCUCAUUCUAAGGUAACGAAACCGCAAAGAUUCUUAUUUUCAGGUGAUUAUACACCAAAGAAAACAUACUUAUUAUAUUAUAUUUCUGACAAUAGAUCCCCCUAAAUGCUACACACUGUUGCUUUAAUAUGGUAACCGAUGCAUUUUGAGGUGUAAAUGCUGUUUGUAUACCUUUAGUUGCAAUGUCCAUUUUUAUGCUGAUGAUACAACGUUGUAUGCCAUCAGCUGUACCGCAAACUAGGCUUUCCCAGGGUACAGUCUGUUUGCCUAAGGCACUAACACUGUCACAGACCUGGGUUAAAAUACACAGGAAUCAUUUCUAAUAUCCCCAUAUGUGUGUAGGAGGACUACGGUGGCCGACGUGAAAAUGUGAAAACGCGAAUGGCCCUAUCUAGAGCCAGUGUUUGGUUUUUCCAUUCUGGGCUACUGUAGAAACAUGGCGGCCAGCUCUGUAUGUAGAUAUAAACGGCUCAUUCUAAGAUAACGAAAACGCAAAGACACACUGUUGCUUUAAUAUGGUAACCGAUGCAUUUUGAGGCGUAAACGCUGCAUGCGUACCUUUAGUUGCAAUGUUCGUUUUUAUGCUGAUGAUACAAUCUUGUAUUCCAUCAGCUGUACUGCAAACCAGGCUUUCACAGUUUACAGUCUGUUUGCCUUAGGCACUAACACUGCGGUAAAAAUACACUGGAAUCAUUUCUAAUAUCCCCAUUUAUAUAAAUGGAAAGACUCAAUAACAAUUGAAUACUUUCAAAACAUUGUUUUGUGCAGCAUAUUUGUCAGCAGCAACUCUGAAACUGAUAUUUGAUGUACUGAAAAUGCUGUUGACUUACAGUCUGGUAUUAUAGCAGCCUUAUUCUUAAUUUACCUGCCAGAAGCAUAAACACUCCAAAAGGAGAUAAAUCCCCCGACAGAUACAAAGAUGUACAGCUUUAUUUCGCCAGGUACUUUGUGCAGCUGCUGUUAUUAGUACAUCUUUUAUCCGAGAUUCAAAGUGACGAUACAUAAAACAGACAUACCCUAACUUCUCUUCUGCCUUCAGGAACAGACAGACGCCGUUAAAGUCGCUGCGUGUUUUGGUUUCUUAAUUAGGAGCUGGAAUCAAUGUCAGCGUCAGUUGUAAUUACGAGAGUCUAAAUGACAAUGCAAAUGUGUUUGCACCAGUUUCAAAAAUGACCUACAUGCUUUGAUUUUUUAAUGAAGCACUUUAAUGUGGAUCUGGGUAAAUAAGAUUAUUUGUGUUAGGCCCCUCAGUGUAAUUCAUACUAAUACAACUACCCUUUAAUGCGUUAUACCUGUUAUCUGUGGGCCCCAGGGUGUCUGACCCGUGCUGGUUCCUUGUAUGUUUUAGCCCAGCUCUGACUCGUAGUUAUUAGCAUUUGUUUGGUUAUUAAUUUACUGAUGAAAAGUAGAGGCUCGCAAACAGAGACAGCUCUGUUUUAUGCAUCAUCUCCCAGUAGACUGGAGAGAAACACUGUCUAAUGAUGUGCAUAGGGAUUUAGGACAUGUAUAUGAAUGUGUGUGUGGGUGUGUGGGUGUGUGUGUGUGUGUGUGUGUGUGUGUGAAUGACAGAGGAAGAGUGUGUUUGACAGAGAGAGAAUGAGUGUGUGUGCAUGUGUGUUGGCAUGUUUUAGAUGCCAUUGUAGAGAUGUCAGUAAUCAGCAUUUAUCUCUUUGUACGUUGGCACAUUAAAGCACUGAACAGAAU